Molecule: messenger RNA, 1768 nt
Organism: Cuculus canorus (common cuckoo)
Lineage: Eukaryota; Metazoa; Chordata; Aves; Cuculiformes; Cuculidae
Gene: CTSZ
Product: cathepsin Z
Exons: 6
Coding region: 29-931 (300 amino acids)
Cellular component (GO): lysosome
Molecular function (GO): cysteine-type endopeptidase activity
Source: RefSeq, a predicted model, not a curated record
CGGGGCGGGCAGAGGCGCUGCUGCCGCGAUGGCCAUACUGCCCGUGUCGCUGCUGCUGCUGCUCGGGGGCUGCCUCUGCCCGCCCGCCCGCGCCGGGCUCUACUUCAGGGAAGGGCAGCGCUGCUACAAGCCGGCCCCGCGCAGGGCUCCGGGGCUGAGGACCUACCCCCGGCCCCACGAGUACCUGGACGUCUCCACGCUGCCCGAGAGCUGGGACUGGAGGAACGUGAACGGCGUCAAUUAUGCCAGCACCACUCGGAACCAGCACAUCCCGCAGUACUGCGGGUCCUGCUGGGCACACGGCAGCACCAGCGCCCUGGCAGAUAGAAUCAACAUAAAGAGAAAAGGAGCAUGGCCUUCUGCCUACCUCUCUGUUCAGAAUGUGAUUGAUUGUGCCAACGCAGGGUCCUGUGAAGGGGGCGACCACUCUGGUGUCUGGAUGUAUGCCCAUGACCAUGGCAUUCCAGAUGAGACCUGCAACAACUACCAAGCUAAGGAUCAAAAGUGUAAGAAAUUUAACCAGUGUGGAACUUGUGUCACUUUUGGAGAAUGCCAUGUGAUAAAGAACUACACUCUCUGGAAAGUUGCUGAUUAUGGGUCUGUCAGUGGAAGAGAGAAAAUGAUGGCAGAAAUCUACACUAAUGGUCCAAUUAGCUGUGGCAUCAUGGCUACUGAAAAGCUGGAUGCUUACACUGGAGGACUUUACAUGGAGUACAACCCCUCACCUGUGGUGAAUCACAUUGUAUCUGUGGCUGGCUGGGGUGUAGAAAAUGGAACGGAAUACUGGAUUGUUCGUAACUCAUGGGGUGAACCUUGGGGUGAAAGAGGGUGGCUGAGAAUUGUGACAAGCGCAUACAAAGGUGGAAAAGGAGCAGACUACAAUCUUGCUGUUGAAGAGGACUGUGCAUAUGGAGAUCCUAUACUUCCUUGAUUCUAUGUUGUACAUCUUUCUGUUUAGGAACUACUUUGUUUGGAAGUUUCCUGGCACAACCUUUUUGUGUUUAAAGAAUAGCAAUUUAAAACUCCUCACGGUUCAAUACCACCAGGCAGUUCUGCGCAAUUAGCCCAGGUAGCAACACACAAAGUCGUCAAAGGAAGAGCUGCCUUUUUAAAGUAGUAAAUAACUAUUUAAAAAGUAACUUACCCAUGAAAAAGUUGUCUGCCUUGAUGCACAAUAUUUUAAUAAUAUUGACUUAAUCACAGAAACUGCAUAUGUAAACCUCUAUUUUUUAAAUACAAUUAUGUAGGCAUGCUGGGAAGGAAAAAGUAUACUCAAUAUUUGGGUCUAAAGCUUAUAUUAAAUUCUUUGGCAGUAUCAAGCAACUCUCUCACAAUGAUGCAGAUGAAAAAAAGCUAAGUCUGGACAUGAGACAUUAAAAAAAAAAUUCCCUGAACAUUCCUUGGUCUCUGGAUAAAGCUGUUGUUCUAAGUAUCUUAUAAUGUAAUUGCUUUUAUCCAAAACUAUACAACAACCAAAACUAUACAACAGGAAUUACUUUGAUCAAAAGACAAUGUCUAAACACAGUUUUUACUUUGUUCAAAUUCCUGGCUUUAAUAUGUUAUUGGCUGUGCCAUUUUUAAUCCUUAUGUUACAAAGUAUAAAUUGCCACCAGCCAGAACUCUUCACUGAUUUGAAGAAAGGUAACAAAUUCUCUUCCUUAAAACUGAGCCAGUUACUAAGUGGCAAAUCACUGCCAUAUCAAGUGUUACAAACUGGUACUGUUAAUUACAUUUAAUAAACAGACCUUUUUCCUCUUGCAUGAUGGUA